Aspergillus aculeatus ATCC 16872 is the source of this 3952-nucleotide messenger RNA. Its product is annotated as ribonuclease Z. Gene Ontology annotation, molecular function: 3'-tRNA processing endoribonuclease activity. The coding region runs from base 8 to 3544 and encodes 1178 amino acids. Gene Ontology annotation, biological process: mitochondrial tRNA 3'-end processing. NCBI's taxonomy places the organism in Eukaryota, Fungi, Ascomycota, Eurotiomycetes, Eurotiales, Aspergillaceae. The record is from RefSeq and is a predicted model, not a curated record. The transcript has a single exon. Gene Ontology annotation, cellular component: mitochondrion.
CAACCCCAUGAAGUACUACUAUCAAGUGGUAACGACGCCGACGGCCGACACCCCGGGCAGCGCGGUCGUUCUCAACUUCCCCGAUAAACGCUACCUCUUCGGUCAGGUCGCCGAAGGAACGCAGCGAGCAUGCGCGGGAACGUCGGUCAAGUUCGGUCUCAUGACCGACAUCUUCCUCACGGGCCGGUUGGAGAUGAACAACGUGGGAGGGCUGUUCGGUGUCAUCCUCACGCUAGCCGAUGGACUGGCCAGCGCAGCAGCCAAUUUAUCGGAGAAGCAGAAGAAGAAAGAGGCAGACGAGCGGCAGCAGAGGCCGAAGCAGGACCCCGCUGCGGGGAAGGCAGGUGGACUGCCUAUUUCAUACCCGGGAUGCAAGCGGAUCGCGCAGAGAGGGACCCUGACGGUUCACGGCGGGAAAAACCUCACGCACCUGAUGGCUACUGCGCGCAAAUUCAUCUUCCGCCAGGGUCUACCCAUGUAUAUGCAGGAACAUGAUGGGGACAGCCUGGCUGAACAGCGUGGGGGUUUCCCAGACCCAUACGAACAACCGACGUGGUCAGAUCAGAAUAUCAAGGUCUGGAUCAUGGCCGUGAGCCCUGAGUCUCAAUCUCAGUCCAAGGGCAAGCGCACAAGGAAGCGCAGCCACGAGGAGUUUCGCGAGGAGGACAAAGCUGGGGUCGAGGAGGAAAAGGCUGCAGCGCUAGCCGAUCAGGUUAUCAGACAAAAUGUGGUAUCGAACAUGUUUAAUUCAACAUGGAAACUGGAUGCUUUACAUGAGACUAAAUUAAAAGACGUGCAGAUGCCCGGGCUCAUCUUUGUCAGGGACCCGGUAACCAAGGAUUUGCGACGGUACACCGGCCCGGCUCCUGGAGGCCGCACGCCGGUUCCUGACAUUACCGUGCUGGUGCGCAAACCUUGGCCUGGUGCCAAUGUGGAGAGGAUUCCUCCCGUGUCUUGGAACGAAGAGGCCAUCUCUUACAUCGUCCGGAACCACAACAUCAGAGGGAAGUUCGACCCUCUCAAGGCUCAGGCUCUGAAGGUCCGUAAGGGCCCCGAUUACGCCAAGCUGACUAGAGGUGAUAGCGUUAUCUCAGAGGAUGGUCAGAUUAUCACGCCCGAUAUGGUUCUUGAUGAGGAAAAGGUUGGCAAAGGUGUCGCAAUCAUAGAUUUGCCUUCGCCAGCCUAUGUGGAGAACCUGGUCAACCGCCCUGAGUGGGACUCACCUACGGCGGCCUUGAAUCUGGAAGCUUUCAUCUGGAUCCUGGGCCCAGGUGUGGGAGAUCACCCUAAGCUUCGCACAUUCGUCGCGAAGAUGUCGCACUGCACGCAUACGGUCUCCAGUCCCGAUUACUGUCCCGAUUACCUGGCCAUGAAAGAGGUUGCCGAGUCGACGGUGCAGAUGGCCAUGGUCAGGCCCGACAACUAUGCCCUGCCUGUCUAUGACAAUGUGACUGUUCCACAACCCAGGCUCCUCAAUGAAGCAGUGGUCCCAUCGAACGAACGUGCCCCCUUGCGACCUCUAAAGCCGGGCCUGAUUAUCAACAUGGAGCCCACUUUCGAGGUCGAUGAAUCUGAGGUUACUCCUCAGUAUGAUCCCAGUAAUGCCCAGGAAAAGUUGCCGAAGGCCGUUGAGGCUCGAAUGAAAAUAAUUUCUGGACAGGAAGAAGCUCCGGAGUUCCAGGAUAAACUGGCAGCGUUCCGCAAGGACCUUCCUGGUGCUGACGUCGAAAUCAUCACUCUGGGAACUGGGUCAUCUGUACCAUCCAAGCAUCGAAAUGUCUCCAGCACGCUCAUUCACGCACCAGGCAAUGGUUAUUACUUACUCGACUGCGGCGAGGGCACUCUUGGACAGCUCAAGCGCGUCUUUGGACCUGAGGCAUUGCGCGAAGUUUUCCAGAAUAUGCGGAUGAUUUGGAUCAGUCAUCUCCACGCUGACCACCACCUUGGUAUUGCGAAUGUGAUCAAGGCCUGGUAUCAGGCAAAUUAUCCCAAUGGUGUGUCACGGACCGACGUGAUCGAGGAAGACAUGUCCAAGAUUCUACGGGAUAAGCGCCUGUUCGUUGUAUGCGAACAAAUGAUGACUACUUGGCUCGAGGAAUAUGCCAGUGUCGAGGAUUACGGCUUCCAAAAGGUGACGGCUUUGAGCGCUUUUCCCGAACAGAUCCGAAGCGGUAUUUUCGAGACAUCAUUUGCCUAUCGUCACUGCCGCGCCGACGGUACCUUCCCUGGGCAACGGGAGGCGCAAUCUCAACCCAAGACAACCAGGCUCCGAUUCCAGGAUGAUUCGGACCCCCUCUCGGCUCUUCUCCGUGAAGCCAUCGGCCUUUCCGACAUCCUACCGUCCCGAGUUUCACACUGCCGUGGAUCCAUGGCUGUGACCCUUGUGUACCCCGAUGGCUUCAAGCUUUCCUUCUCCGGCGACUGCCGUCCUUCGGAGAACUUUGCAGCUACAGGCCGCGGCUCGACGGUUCUCAUCCACGAAGCCACUUUUCAAAACGACAUGGCGGGGAGCGCGAUAGCUAAGAAGCACUCCACGUACGCCGAAGCCUUGGAAGUCGCGCGUCAGAUGCAAGCCCGGGCCCUCCUCCUCACCCAUUUCAGCCAACGCUACCAGGGAAAUGUCGCAAUGAACAACGGCCAGUCUUCGCAGAAGGCCCAGGACGAACCAGGUUCGAACAGCUCUGCCAGCCUGCGAACCAAGGACGUCCCUGAUGAUGAGGAAGGGCUGGUUGAGGAGAGCAACCCCCAGCUUGAGGGCUCGAACGAAGACACCGGCGGCGUGAUCAUUGCCAAGCCCAGCACCCAGUACAACGGGCCCCACGUCAACGCCUUUGACUACAUGCGCCUCCGUGUCGGAGAUUUCCCCGUCCUCCAGGCUUAUGUACCGGCCAUGGAGACGCUGUUUGCGAUCCUGGAGAGAGCUGCAGCGGAAUCUGCGGAGAAGGCUCAGCAGCAGAAGCCGGCAAAGAAGCAGAAUUCGAAGUUGAAGCCGGCCAACAAAAAGAUUGAAAAGACCGGAAAGGCUGGAAAGGCUGGAAACUCUGGAAACUCACAGAGAAUUGGAGAUAGGGGUGCCAACCGUUCCCGCAAGGCUUCCGCCUCCGCGGCGGAUGAGAAGGAUGUGGUCGCAGAAGCUGGAACGGCUCAGGAAGAUGGAAACCCUGGAAUUACAAGAAGUGUUGGGAUAAGAGUUGAGAAGGCUGUCAACCGUGCUCUCACAGCUUCGGCCUCCUCAGCCGACAAGAUGGAGAUUGAAACGAGUGCCAACAGAGCCGAAAGGGCUGAAAAGCGCGCUGCCAGACAUGCUGCCAGAGCUUCCUCCCCCCCAACCGACGAGUCCGAUGAGGAUCGCAACGCCAGAAGAGCUAACCGGGCUGAAAAGCGCGCUGCCAGACGCGCUGCCAGAGCCUCCGCCUCCGCCUCCUCGGCCGAUGAGAUGGAAGUGGACUCGGAAGCAGGAAAAGCCAGAAGAUCUCGCAGCCCUAGAAGAGUUACUGCCAAACGUGCCGGCAAGACUUCCGCCUCCUCCGCUGAUGAGAUAUAAGUGGACACCGAAGCGGGAAAAGCUAGAAGAUCCACCAGCCCUAGAAGAGCUACUUCCAAACGUGCGGGCAAGGCUUCCGCCUCCUCAGCCUCCGAGACGGACAAGGACGCCAAAAAGCCCGGGGCGCGUUCGAGGUUGAAGUCGCGUGCUAGUGGGGAUGAGAGCGAGUGAGAGCCAUGAGCGGUGUUGAGGGAGAUGCAAUGUCAGUCCUAGGGCUAUGGCAUCCAUUCAGUGCAUGAAGAGUGCUUGUUUACAGGUCCGACCUCGGCUGUUCCUUAGGUAUGGGUUGGGCUUUGGGAGAAGGGAGAGAUUAUAGCAUUUAUGCUUAUAGAUACCAGGUCUCGUUGGGGGUGUACUGUACAUAGUUCACCUGUAUGUAGUAUUGUAAAUUGAGGAGACAAAAAGUCC